CAACAAGUACGGUACCUUGCCGGCGCGUCACGCUCAAAUCGAUAACCAGGGGUUGAAGAGAGAUGAGCGGAAUUUCGCCGGCAUUGAAUGUACAGCACUGUCAAUGUGCAUCUUACAACGAAACACGACCCCCCCUAAUUGACCAAUAUGGCUCGCGAGAACCAGCAUCCCGACGCGACGCCUAGCCGAAGGGCGUCGAGCGCCGAACCAUUCGCCUCGAGUAACCGGCGAUCCGUCUUCAGAACUCCCGCAAGUCAAGGACGUGGCCUUCCGCGUCCACAGGGUCUUUCAGCGUCGGGUAGGAAGGUGGCACCGCCGGCCGCGACACCUCAUGCGCGGGCAGCAUUCCGGACGAUCGACUCGCGCCGGGCAGCCAUCUUCACGCCGCACCGCGCCCGACGGAAGAGCUUGCGCGAGGUUCGCGAUUCGCCGCGGGACUUCCUCCUCUCUCUGGGACGUGUACUGGCGCGCAACACCGAGGUCAUCACGACUUCCUCGUCUUCGUCGCCCGGCGAAGCGGAUAGGACCGUGGCAUCAGAUGGCCCAGGCAACGACACGACGCUGGGGUCAAUAAAUGUCGACGAGGAUGACGAGGAUGAUGAGGAGCUUCCGAAGCGUCCACGGCUCUCGCUCCCUAUUGAUGAGGAGGACGAGGACGAUAGUGACGAUCUCCAGCCUCAUCGGUCGGUGUUGAUUGAUGACGACAACAACUUUACGAUGCAGUCAAUAGAGAUGCCGCGCAGGGCUUAUAGCGAGCAGCCUAUGAAUCGGUUCUCAAUGGGCAGUGUGCGCAUGAGCGACUACUUCGACACGCAUGACAUGCUGCAUAGUGAGGACGUCGGGAUUGACUCGGGCUUUUUCCCGCCUACGGCUGCGCUGGACGAGACGAACAUCGCGAUGGGGCUAGAGGAGCUGCCGUCCCCUGAAAGACUCGAUUCCGACGCCAACCGCCCUGAUCCCGGUCGGGAGAGCGACUUCAGGAUUGAUAUCCCAGUUGGCGACGUAAAUGAGAGCACGUUUCUUAUGGCGCCCCAGGUCGUAGACUCACCGGACGGCCCACCUGGCCGCUUACCUGUUGCUACCGCCGAAGUAGUGCACGACGACUAUGCACCACUUCUUGACCAGAGGAGCGAUGAUUAUGACGACGAAGAUCUAUUCGGCGGGGUGCCGGCGCUGGAGGAUGAGCCCUUGGAAGCUCAGAAUGAGCAGCUGCACGAUGAGACAGAACGGGAACCUAUGACGGCGAGAGGCCCACAGGACCGCAGGCUUACGAAGAAGACCAUCAAGGUCUCAAAGUAUGGCAUUGAGUAUCCGUCUCUUCCACCGGCAGUAGUAAAACGUCUCGCCCAGAACUUCGCCAGGGCCAACGGAGCAAAGGGGAAGAUCACCCCUGACGCUAUGAAGGCCAUCAUGCAGGCGUCAGACUGGUUCUUUGAGCAGCUGGGCGAAGAUCUGCAGGCCUACGCAAAGCACGCCGGCCGAAAGACCAUCGACGAGAGCGAUGUGCUCACGCUGAUGAAACGGCAGGUUACAAUCUAUCAGUGGGUAUCUCGAUACUGUUACACAUGGCUGACGCUUUCCAGACAACGUCAGAUCAACCCGAAUACUACGCCAUUUGCUCUCGCACAACGCCACCUCCCGAGGGAGUUGCUGCAAGAGCUGCGAAUGCCGCCCCCUGUUGUCCCGAAAAAGCGCCGCAAGACAAACGGCGGAACGGAGGACGAAGAUGUCACCUGAACACCGAGGCGACCUCGUUGAACAUCAUUACCAGUGCUUAUUCAUACGAACACGCCGAGCAACAUCGGAUGGCGGCUUGCGGACCACCAUGUAGAACAUAAUCGAGGUUGCAAGGGACAGCCCAUACC
Molecule: messenger RNA, 1865 nt
Organism: Chaetomium strumarium
Lineage: Eukaryota; Fungi; Ascomycota; Sordariomycetes; Sordariales; Chaetomiaceae
Product: centromere kinetochore component CENP-T-domain-containing protein
Exons: 2
Coding region: 148-1737 (529 amino acids)
Biological process (GO): replication fork processing; resolution of meiotic recombination intermediates
Cellular component (GO): FANCM-MHF complex
Molecular function (GO): chromatin binding; protein heterodimerization activity
Source: RefSeq, a predicted model, not a curated record